Messenger RNA from Gadus chalcogrammus (walleye pollock), 1359 nucleotides. RefSeq names its product zinc finger protein 830 (gene znf830). Bases 100 to 1134 code for a protein of 344 amino acids. Gene Ontology annotation, biological process: nuclear DNA replication; mitotic DNA replication checkpoint signaling; mitotic DNA damage checkpoint signaling. Gene Ontology annotation, cellular component: spliceosomal complex; nucleus. The record is from RefSeq and is a predicted model, not a curated record. Gene Ontology annotation, molecular function: nucleic acid binding; zinc ion binding. NCBI's taxonomy places the organism in Eukaryota, Metazoa, Chordata, Actinopteri, Gadiformes, Gadidae. The transcript has a single exon.
CUGUGAUGCUUUGUCUACGUCACAAACCCGCGACGAUUUGUCUUCCUCGCAGCAACCGCUGCGUUGCUAUCUUGAAAGCUAACUUUUUUUUUCGAAAGGAUGGCUCCCAAAAAGGCGAAAAAGGUUAUAAACCAAGACGAGCUUCGACGUUUAAUGCGAGAGAAACAACGUCAGUCAACGGAUAAGAAGAGAGUGGAGUCUCCGUACGCCAAAUACAACAGCCUGGGCCACCUCAGCUGCGUUCUGUGCAACGCGCCCGUCAAGUCCGAACUGUUGUGGCAAACUCACGUUCUUGGAAAGCAACACAAAGAAAAGGUGUCCGAGUUGAAGGCUUCCGCACACACACAACCACAACAAAAUCCGCUCCUGAAGAGGAAGACCCAGGAGCCCGAUGACAGCGGGAGGAAGGCGAAAUCCACGAGAGGCGAAUCCUCUUCUUCAGGGAUAUCUGAUGAUGUCUUCAAGAAGCCCCAUCCGAAGUUACCCACUCCGGCUCAGAGAUCAGCCGGGUUGAGUCUCCUGGCUGGGGUCUACGAUGAGGAUGAGGAGGAGGAAAUGGAGGAGGGAGGAACCAGCGCAGAAGAUAAGACGAGUGGUACCCCAAACCAAGGCGAUUCAACAGCCCCCGCAGGACUCCCAGACGACUUCUUUGACAGUUCUCUCCCCACGACCCCCACUGUGUCCCACUCUGGCUCCAUCAUGAAGGCGGACGAGCAGGAGAAGAGCGUCGAGAAGAAGGGUAACAGCGCCGAGUCGCUGCCCGAGGGCUUCUUCGACGAUCCGGUGAGAGACGCGAAGGUGAGGAACGUGGAAGCGCCCAAAGAUCUGAUGGACAAGGAGUGGGACGAGUUCCAGAAGGAGAUCCGCCAGGUGAACACCAAGUCUGACGCCAUCGUGGCUGAAGACGAUGAGGAGGGUCGCAUAGAGCGUCAGAUCGAGGAGAUCGACGAGCAGAUCGAGUGCUACAGGAGGGUGGAGGUGUUGAGAGACAGGCGGGAUGUUGUGAAGAAUAAGUCUGUCCAAGAGAGCAACGAUGACAAGGAAGCGAAUGAUAUGGACAUUGAAGAAGAGGACGAGGAGGAAUUACUUCGCCUGUUGGCUCGUGACUGGAGGGCGAAAGGUGCCAUGGCAUAGGGCAUAUUUGACUUUGCAAUGUGUUCAUGAAGCCAUAAGUUUGGACAUUGAAAAUCACUGUACCAUGUUGUCAGGUAUCCAUUCUACGUGGAGUUGUUUAUUACCAGAGAAGUUCAAAGUGUUCCUUUUUGUAAAUACCUUUGCCAGCAGUAAAAUUAAAAGGAUUUGUGUUACCUUUACAUUGAAGUCGUUACACCCAUUCACAUUUUCACAACCAGACAUUUU